Molecule: messenger RNA, 1932 nt
Organism: Cotesia congregata
Lineage: Eukaryota; Metazoa; Arthropoda; Insecta; Hymenoptera; Braconidae
Source: the annotation of a GenBank genome assembly
AUGGCAGGCCAGGAGUUAUUGUCUGUAUCAUCAAGUUUGACAAUAGCCCGUGGCGAUAAAAUAAAUGUCACUGUGGAAUCUGCGCUUCCUGACAUCAUCGUCGUCAGCUUCACCGAUGGGCUUAAAUCCUUCCAGGGUGCUUUGCUUGAUAUAACCAAGAAGGGAUUACCGUGUGGAAUAAAUCCACCUGAGGCAGCAGACCCCGACUCGGACAAAUUGGUGACCCUGGCAACCAGGUUCACUUAUUUCCAGGACAAGCGACCGGUUGUUAAUUCAAUAGGCCGACAUAUCAACGCUGCGAGACAAAAGUACAAAACCGCAAGGCCUACGGUGAGAUUACGUCCUAGGCAGGUACUUUGUAACAAGUGCCAGUCGAUUUGCAACGAGAAGAAUGAGAAUGUAGACGCUGGUAAAAAGCGCAAAUUUAGAGAUUUGUCUAAAGAAGACACCGGGUAUCGCAAAAGACGUCCAGAAGAUCAUCCAGUUAAAUUGUCUUCUCCAUUAAGAAAGUUAACCGAGGCUGAACCGGUUCAUGAAAUAGAAACCAAUGAUUUUAAGAAUUUUAAGAGUAAGACCGAAGGAAUUAAUGAUGAAGUCAAAAUGGAGAUUGCUGAAGAAGUUGAGGCUGAGGAGGUUGAGAAGGAACCGAUUGUUGUUGACUCUGUAAGGACAAAAGUCGGCCGGAUUCCUAGGAAGAAAAGAUCAGUUGGUUCGAUGGAAGAUCUUUGGGAUGAAAAUAUUUUUGAGGAUAUUAUUAAAUCCCCGAGGACUACGCCGAUAAUAAAAAUAUCUUUUGGAAGUCAAGGAGAGGGAACGGUUCUGAAAAUACCAGCUAAGACAAAAAUUUGUCUGGAUGAAGAGCCUGAAAAAGGGGAAAUUAUUUCAGACCCUCUGAAGCAGAGUAAAUUAAACUCGGACAGCUUGCUCGAUCUCCAGAAGACUGGUAAAGAUUUGGCGUGCGCAAAAGCGGCAAAGCGAGCGCUUAAAAAAGCUAAGAAAGAAGCGCGUAGAAAAAUUCUCGCUGGAGGAGUUUCACCAGCUAGAUCUCCUUUGAGCACUUCUCCCAGGUACAAUUCGACGUUCAAUUCGUCACCACCACAAGCGCUGAUGUAUCACCGGCGCAAACACAAAGACAAGCACGAAAAGAAGAACAAAGAGGAGCGUAAGCACAAGUCAAUGAUUGGUGUUGAACCGAUUGAGUCUAAGGGAGAAAAUGACAUAAGCUUGUUGAACCCGCUGAGUGAGGCGUCGGAGAAUGAUCGAGGGGAUUUCAAUUUCGCUGACCGCGAGUCUUAUACGGCGAUUAAAGAGCAGUGUCUCAAGCAGAAGCUGUGCAUAUCGCUGAGGCGACUUAAUGCUAAUGCUUACACUAGAUGCAAUUAUCCUGUUAGUAAUUCUUCGUCUGGGUGCAAGAGCUCGGGCACUAGCAGCGAAGAGCUCAGCGAAAUCGAGCAGGAACAGGAUCAGGAUCAUCAGGCGGAAAGACAACCUGCUGAUAAUAGCAGCAAUCCUGAAUAUACUCCCGCUUCGCAAUUGGCUAUUAGGUUUACUACUACUCCAGUCGCGCAUUAUCUUUCUGCUACUGGCAGAAGGAUGGAUGUUGGUGAUAUUGUCUGGGGGAAAAUUCACGGGUUUCCUUGGUGGCCUGGCAAAGUUUUAAGUUUAUCAGUUUCUUGUAACGAAGACGGAACUUCAGGAAAUGCUCAAGCUCAUGUCGCGUGGUAUGGAUCAUCCACGUGUUCUUUGAUGUCUUGUGAUCGUUUGAGUCCUUUUCUUGAAACUUUUAAGGCAAGGUACAAUAAAAAAAAGCGAGGCCCUUACAAAGAAGCUAUACGACAGGCACAGUCGGAAGCACAACGUCAAAUGUUAUCGAAUUCAACGACAAAUAUAAAUGGCUGUGAAUCACCGCGUGAGGUAAAUGUUUUAUCUUGA